Oryza sativa Japonica Group (Japanese rice) is the source of this 1388-nucleotide messenger RNA. The record is from RefSeq and is a predicted model, not a curated record. Lineage: Eukaryota; Viridiplantae; Streptophyta; Magnoliopsida; Poales; Poaceae.
UGACUUCAAGAUAAGCCAGUACACAGAAGAGAUUUGUUAAUAUAAACUGGUACAAGUGGUGGAGAGAGCUUGUUAUUGUCAUGCUCCACAUUGCAUGGUGACAGGUAUAGUGAUUUAGGGUUUCUAGCAAAGCACUUGUAGAAAAAUGAAGAUCAAGCUUGAUUUCCACAUGAUUAAGGGGGAUGGUGACUCAAGCUACGCAAAGAACUCUAGUACCCAGGGAAAAGCCAUUCUUUCAACCAAACCAAUGGUUGAGAAAGCCACGAAAGAAAUAUGCAUGGAUCUUCAACCUCGGUCAAUGGUCGUAGCUGACCUAGGAUGCUCCUCUGGUGCAAACACGCUCCUCUUUAUCUCUGAGGUCAUUGCUAUCAUAAGUGAAGAAACCCCUGCUAACAACAACAAUAGGGAGUGCCCCAUGGAGGUCCAAUUCUUCCUCAAUGACCUACCCAACAAUGAUUUGAACCACAAUUUCCAGUUGCUAGAGCAAUUCAAGCAGUCAAUAGUGCGAGAUUGUGCUCGCAGAGGGCUACAACAUCCUCCAUACUACGUUGCUGGCGUGCCAGGAUCUUUCUACACCAGGCUCUUCCCUUGCAAUAGUGUCCAUAUCUUCCACUCAUCCUUCAGCCUCAUGUGGCUCUCUCAGGUCCCAGAUCUUCUUGGUAGCAGCAUGAACAAAGGGAACAUUUACAGUGAUUUUGCCUCCCAUUAUCUUUUUACAGACCACAAAAUCACUGGUCGUGUGGAGAAGGAGAAGCUGGACUCUUUCAACCGACCAAUGUACGGCCCUUCUGUGGAUGAGCUGAAGCAGCUGGUACAAGAGAGCCAGUUGUUCGACAUCAUAGACAUCCGGGCCUUUGAUUUAACUUUUGAUCCCAUAGACAAAUUGGAGUUGGAAGAGAGCGCCACCGCUACAACAGGGAGACCAUAUAGUGUUCAUGAGGCUAUCGAUAACAACCACACCACAACUUUAAGAGCGGUGACGGAGACCCUAUUGGCAAGCCAUUUUGGGGAGUCUAUAAUGGAUGAUCUCUUCACGCUCUUUGCAUGUAAUGUCACGCGGCAUCUUGAGAGCUGUGCGUGGGAGGAGAGCAGCAUUAUGGCCAUUUCUGUGUCACUGGACACAAAAGUGCGAGGAUGAUAGCCAAUUAGGAACAUAAGAACUGGUUGAGAAUUUAGAUAUGGUCUCGGUAGCCCAACCAGAUCAGUUCAACCUGUUGUCUACAUGACAGUACUGAGUCUUGAUCCAGCAAGUGUCUCCUCCAAGCUUAGGGCUAGUCCGAACCAGCACUGUUCACCCUCAGAAAACAUGAUGGAUUAUUAGCACAUGAUUAUGUAUUAAAUAUUAUAAAUUAUAAAAAAAUAAAAUUUAUUUACAGUUGAGUAGUUUA